ACCGUAUAACAAUUGUUGGAACAAAGAAAUUAGAGAGGGGGCGAAAUGAAGGUAGCCUCAAAGGUCAUCAUUCUCUUCAGAGACGCAAAAGGAUUUGCCUCUGCCAUCUCCGAUGCUUUCCACCCCAACCCUUCCCUGUCUUUGCGCUGCCUAGAGGACUCCUUUGAGCUAUCCCUGGAGGGUUACGGAAUCAAAGAUCACAAGGCAUCAGGGAGCAUUUUUCAUUUUGUUAAUCCUGGGGGCACUUUCCAGGUGACACUGGUGCUUAUGCAACAUUAUGAACCACCUGUCCUCGCAUGUGCUGUUAAUGAGGUUCUUAAUAAGAUGGCAGGAGAUAAGUCAUCCCUAAUGCCAAAGCUGUAUAUACCAAUUAUUGUGGAUUCAUCCCAAAUAAAAAGGGAUAGCAAAUCUUUGAGAUCCAAUGAGACCAGAGCAUUAGUUUACGGUAUACAGAUAAGUCAAGAAGGAGAAACCAAUGAGACCUUACUCUCCAAAACCGUGAAACCACCAUCCUCGCUGCAGAUUCAGCAUGAGACAUUAGCAUGUUGCCUUCACUUACUUAACGUGUUGAAGCUACCGAGCUUUUUUCUCAUUGGACAAACAGGACAGAAUCUACCGAAUAAAUCUACUGAAGAGUUUGAGAUAACUCACACCAUUGGCGAGAUUUUGGCCAGCGCUACAGGCUUGAACUAUUCAAAAGACAGUAUGACAUGGAAUCCAACUAAGACAUCAAGGGAUAGCAAAGAGCCAUGGCGUGCCUUAUAUGGUUGAGCAAUGAUUAGAUGUACUCAUGUUUUGACCAUUUUGGUGCCUGUAAUAUACAGAACCUUUACUCUUUCUUGUUGGUGAAUGUUUAAACAUUUUGAGAAGGAAAAGGCAAGGACGAUAGUACUAUAAUUUUGUUUAAAAUGUCAGAUAGGAUAAUAUAAUAGAUGGCAAAAUUGGCUUGGUUGAUUUGAAGAA
Neltuma alba is the source of this 963-nucleotide messenger RNA. RefSeq lists its product as uncharacterized. The coding region runs from base 46 to 771 and encodes 241 amino acids. The record is from RefSeq and is a predicted model, not a curated record. The transcript has 4 exons. NCBI's taxonomy places the organism in Eukaryota, Viridiplantae, Streptophyta, Magnoliopsida, Fabales, Fabaceae.